AUGAAGAUGCGAGGCAUGCGCUUUGCAGCCAAUGGGGGCAUCAUGCCUGUGGAGAUGCAUGGUCCUAUGGACUAUGAGAGCUGGCGUGAGUGCUAUGUGGUAUUCCGCACGGGAGCCAUCAUGCUGGAGGAAAUGUCACCCUCCAGACUCGACAACUAUGAGAAGUUAGUGAGACGAUACUCCGAACGAUAUGGCAAACAAUGCUGGCCAAUCAUCUACCAGGCUGAUGUCCGUGCAAGGCUGGAACAAGUGGAGCGCAUUCGCAGACGUGGACAGGAGGCCUAUGACAAUGCCCGCAGGGCCGGGCUCACACACUCCUUUGACCCAGCGAAACCAGAGUGGUGCUAUGAUGAGCUGAUUCAUGACGUCAACUUUUGGACCAAGGAAGUUGCAGAACCAUGCCUGCUCUACCUGGCGAAGGGCGCCCAACUCUCACAGCUUGUUGAGAAUGACGCACCCAUCGACAAAUCCAGUGGCUCAACACCCACAGCACCACCUCCUCCGAGACGGCAGAUAGAUAUCCCUGACCGACCUGCCAAGAGGCAACGUGGCCCAGAUGUCCGUGAGCACCGUCUAGAUGGUUUGUUCACCCACAAUCGAAGAGGAGUGGAGCUAUGCAGAAUGUUUCAAUCAGGUGAAUGCACCGAAAAGGACGCCAGAGGCAACUGCGGCCGCAACCCUAGCCGUAGACAUCAGUGCGCCAAAUGCCUAUCCGACAGACAUGGUGCUGACAAGUGCAGUGGAGAUGCUCCCAGCUCGCCCAAACCAUCGAAAGGGCCGGUGAAAAGGGAGCAAGGGAAAGUGACCGCAGAUGAGCCCUGGCUUGGCUUCAAGUGUGACGAAUUCGACAUUGUCGAUGGUACAAGCGGCGACCUUGCAAGCGAUGCAGUAUGGAACUCAGUACUCACAGACAUUAGAGCUGGCAAGUAUUUGGGCGUGUUGGGAGGACCACCAUGCAACACGUUCUCUAGAGCACGAAGAAAGGCAAAUGGUCGAGGACCCCGACCGUUGAGAGGAUCAAGUGGCCCAGACCGCUACGGCCUAGCUGGACUGACGAUCAAAGAAAAGGAACAGGUCCGACUAGACACCCUCUUGGCACAGCGAGCGGCAGAUGCGAUGAGAGAGUUCUUGCAGUUAGGCAAGGAGUGGCACGUCCCUGCCAAGGAGUGGAGUCCGAGCAUGCUGUUGAACCCCGAGGAGAUCAGACGACAACAGCAGCACCUGCCAUAUCUAACAAGUGCGGCGCAGGCCUAUCCAGGAGACCUCAACAAGGCCCUAGCAGAAGCCGUGGUAUCAAGCUGGAACAAGUCGAAGCCCGGCUCCGCGCCGUCGAACGAUCCUGCUACAGAGCCUACGACUACCGAGGAACGAUACCAGGAGUGGCACAAAAUGGGCAAAUGGGCCUAUGUGCUCUUGAGAAGCAAAAAGACUGCUCAACCAGUGCCAAAGGCCCAGCUGCAUCCGUCUUAA
Messenger RNA from Durusdinium trenchii, 1470 nucleotides. Lineage: Eukaryota; Dinophyceae; Suessiales; Symbiodiniaceae. The record is from the annotation of a GenBank genome assembly.